AUUCGAAUACUCUAGGCGUCAAAGUCGGAACGAGUUGCCAAGUGCCAUGCAUCGAGUCUGUUCUGGAGGUAAAUACAGAUGCCAGAAGCUCUGCCGCCUUCUCGUUCCGAGCGUUAGUUGCCGAAGGUUAUUUCAGCUCAGCUCUCCCGAGCGUGUCUGCGUAAUCGGUACAGGACCUCUCAUCUGUGAGCAGAGUCUUGUGGCCCCCCCCGCGAAGUGCCGAGCCCGCCAGGUGUGGAAUAUCAAACAGAUGAUCAAAUUAACACAAGAACAUAUAGAGGCACUGCUAGACAAAUUUGGAGGAGAGCAUAACCCGCCAUCAAUAUAUUUAGAGGCCUAUGAAGAGUACACCAGCAAACUAGAUGCUCUACAGCAGAGAGAACAGCAGUUAUUGGAAUCCAUGGGGAACGGAACGGAUUUCUCUGUCUCCAGUUCGGCUUCAACAGACACAGUUGCAUCAUCUUCCUCCUCUAGCCUCUCUGUAGCACCUUCAUCCCUUUCAGUUUAUCAAAACCCUGCUGAUAUGUCACGGAAUAACCCUAAGUCUCCACAGAAGCCUAUUGUUAGAGUCUUCCUGCCCAACAAGCAAAGGACUGUGGUUCCAGCAAGAUGUGGAGUGACAGUCCGAGACAGCCUAAAGAAAGCUCUGAUGAUGAGAGGUCUUAUUCCAGAAUGCUGUGCUGUUUACAGAAUACAAGAUGGAGAGAAGAAGCCAAUUGGCUGGGACACUGACAUUUCCUGGCUCACGGGAGAGGAGUUGCAUGUGGAAGUCUUGGAGAAUGUGCCACUCACGACACACAAUUUUGUACGAAAAACAUUCUUCACAUUAGCAUUCUGCGACUUUUGUCGAAAGCUGCUUUUCCAGGGAUUCCGGUGCCAGACAUGUGGCUACAAAUUUCACCAGCGCUGUAGUACAGAAGUGCCACUGAUGUGCGUUAAUUAUGACCAACUUGA
This is a messenger RNA of Pelecanus crispus (Dalmatian pelican), 954 nucleotides long. NCBI's taxonomy places the organism in Eukaryota, Metazoa, Chordata, Aves, Pelecaniformes, Pelecanidae. The record is from RefSeq and is a predicted model, not a curated record.